CCAGCAUAUCCGCCUGUUUCGCGACUGUUUACAAUCAGAAGACAGACCAGAAUGGGGAACCCUGCAUGAGCAGAACUGGUCACAAAUCUUGCUGCUGUGAUGGCACACUGGAAUUUCACUCAGUAGAUAUGAGUUUAUCAAAAUCAGAGCCCCAGGACCAGCAUGCUUAGGGGCUUCUUCUCCAGGUUCAUCUCUCUAUAAGCCUUCAUCUGUCGUGAGUCUAAGCUGAGGAGAAACACAUUGUUGUGACUGUUCUGUUGGGUGGGUGUCAUGCAGCACCCUAACUUUGAGACUCACCACCCUCUCCAGCCAGAGGGAGAGCAGGAGAUGGGUUUUGACCCGCUCCACAACUUAAACAGGAAUCUCAGCUGUGGAGGAUCUCUGGAUAGUAGCACUUCGUCUGAGUCCACUUUCCUCUCCUACAGGAAAGAAUGGGAUGACUUGUUUCUGAACAGUAAUUACCUGACCAGGAUCCGUCAGGCAGGCAUCAACGGUGGAUUGCGGAGCAGCCGAUUCCGCAGUGUGUGCUGGAAGUUGUACCUGGAGGUCCUUCCUGAGGAUAAGAGCCAAUGGAUCAACAAGACCAAGGAGUUACGAUCCCAGUACGAGAAGAUCAAAGAGAGACACAUCACCAACCCCCGUAAGGCUGCAGGCCAUCAGGACUUGGUGGUCAACAACCCACUCUCACAGGACGAGGGGAGCCUGUGGAACAAGUUCUUCCAGGACAACGAGUUGAGAGGGAUGAUCAAACAGGAUGUUAUGAGAACGUUUCCUGAGAUGCGUUACUUCCAAGAGGAGGACGUAAGGACUAAGCUGACAGACAUCUUGUUUUGUUACGCCCGAGAGAAUGAACAGUUACUGUACAAACAGGGAAUGCAUGAGUUGUUGGCUCCUAUUGUGUUCGUCCUACACUGUGACCAUCAGGCCUUUCAGCACGCCAGCGAGACCGCCCACCCCAGUGAGGAGAUGCUGUCUCUACUGAAUCCUAUGUUCCAGGAGCAUGAUGCCUAUGCCAUGUUUUCCCAGCUGAUGGAGACAGCAGAACCCUGGUUCUCCAGCUUCCAGAGGGAAGUCAGAAGGGUAGGACAGUUGAGAACAAGUUCUCAUUUACAACUGCAACUUGGCCAAGAUGAAGCAAAGCAGUGCGACAAAAACAACAACAACAACAGAGGAAAGGAGGAAAUGCUAACCAGCAUGCCGUUUGCCCGGCCGCAAGACUUGGGGCCGUCCGUUGCCAUUGUAACCAAAGUGAACCGCAUCCAGGACCAGCUGGUGAAAAAGCACGAUGUGGAGCUGCACAUGCACGUCAACCGCCUGGAGAUCGCCCCACAGAUAUACGGCAUUCGCUGGGUGCGUCUGCUGUUUGGCCGUGAGUUCCCCCUGCAGGACCUGUUGGUGGUGUGGGAUGCCCUGUUCGCUGACAGCAUCACCCUAGACCUGGUGGACUAUGUCUUCGUAGCCAUGCUGCUCUACAUCAGAGAUGCCUUGAUAGCGAGUAACUUCCAGACCUGUCUGGGCCUUCUAAUGCACUACCCACCUAUAGGAGACAUCCACACCCUACUACACAAGGCUUUGUUCCUCCGAGACCCCAAGAACAAUCCUCGGCCGGCCAACUACCAGUUCCAACAGAAUCUGGACUAUUACAAGACCAGAGGGGCAGACCUGGUCAACAGCACCCGUGCCAGUGCCAAGACGGCUCCUCUCAACAUCAACAAAGUCUCCAGCAGCCUGCUCAGCUUUGGGAGGAAGCUCAUCGCCCCAGCCAUAUCAGGGGGUGUUGCCAGCGUUAUCUCUCCAAUCAACAGCGAGAUUCGUUCUGCCCCCUCCCCCCUCACUGCAGCCCCCCGCCCCCAAACCGAGCCCAUGUUCUCUGGCCACGCCCCCCUGCAGACACACUCCCAGUCCCAGCACCAGCGCCUACUGAAGUCUGAGAGCAUGCCAGUCUACCUGAGCCAAGGCCAAACCUACAGGACAGUUAGCUCCUCCCCCAGCAUAGAGAGUCUCUCUGGGGGACAGGGUCACACCACAGCGUCCCCGCCCCUUCCUGUCUCCAGGGGAAGUGACAUCAGCACCUUGUCCCCACCCCUCUCAGCCACCAAGAAGGACUCCUUCUUCAACAUCACUCGCUCCCACAGCAAGACCAUGGGCAAGAAAGAGGCCGAGGAGGAGUUGGAGGCCCAGGUGUCCUUCCUGCAGGGUCAGAUCAAUGACCUAGAGGCCAUGAGCAAGUACUGUGCCAAGAUGAUGAACACACACAUUGGUAGGAUCCAGGAGGUGAUCCUACAGGAGCACCUGGAGAAAGAGGAUGAGGUGUUGGUGUCACUGGCUGGACUUAAACAGAUCAAGGACAUCCUGAAGGGAGCUCUGCGUUUCAACCAGAGCCUGCUGGAGACUGAGGAGAAUGAGGAGAUCACCAUUGCUGACGACCACUAUGACCACGCCUCUGCCGCACAGCAGCAGCACGCCAACAGUCACCAUGAAGACCAGCCUUACCUGGCCGCACCACAGCGUGGUGACGGUGAUGGAGAACAGGAGGAAGAAGAGCGGGAGCAAACCCCACCAGAGCAGCAGGCUUCUCCCCCAGAGUCCUCUCUGUGUGUGGGCUCGGAGGGGAGGAACUGGGAUGACUACAUUCUGGUCUCGCAGGACGGAGAGCUGCCGCCCACCGGGGGAGGGGUGGAGAGGACCCCUCCAAUCAGACAGCUCCACGGCUCGGUCAGGGUGGAGCCGUUCCAGGGUGCAGCGUCGGGUUCCUCCAGCCCAGACGAGGGCAGCAUUCACAGCAAAGACUCAGACUUCGCCAUGGUCAACUCCCAGGACCUGUGAGGGAUUGGACUUUACUGAUCUGGGUGGGAGUUACCACUAACCAGAGAUCUAGGAUCAGUUGAUCUACUCCCUAAUCCCCCACCUUAACCAUUUGGAGGGAUUCAUCCCAACCUGGAGGAUAUGCUGCCCCACACGGGAAAACCAACUCGCCACUGCUGGAUCGGACUAUGGCAGCCUACCGCUAGGCUGUCGCCAAUACCUUAACCUACCUGCUCUGUAUUCCUUCAUGAAUACCAUAGAUAGCCUCUUCUCCUGAAUACUAGGGACUUAGUGCUUAUCCAACCCCAUCUGACUUUAAUGGUUAUACCCAUUUCUGCCACAUGAGGGUGCUACAAGACAGUUCACCACAGGCUACCCUCAGGAACUGGAAUUCAUAGUGCAUUUAUCAGUGUGGGGGAUGCCUUUCCCUUCUCGGUAUGUAGUAAUGGUAGGGUAGUACCCUGUUUCUCCAGGUAGGGGAGUUGUCUGUACCAUACCUCUGUCUAUCUAAAGAGCUUCUCUUGUCUUACCUCCAUUCACCGCCUCUGAUUGUCCUUUAACUGUUUCGAGGUAGAAGUUGCUCCUAACCAAUCGGCAGUCCUACACCUACCAUUAGGGUGGAUGGUACAAUAUCUGAUCCUGUAUCAGUUGUUAGGAGGCAACUUCUACCUACUCUUAACCAGUGCCUGGAAACCAUUGACAGAUUAACUGACUCUCACUUCUUCUUUACAUUUUGUUUAAAGAUACAAUUUUAACCCAAAACAACUGCAUUACAAUGUGAAAUUAUUAAAUUAAGGAAAACUGGCUUUAAAAAAAAAUCAAUUCCAUGUAAUAAGAUUUAAUUAUUUCUGAUGUCCUUGUAUUUAUCUUGCUUCCUGGGGUAGCCAAGUGAAGCAUUGCACACACGAGGGAUGUCCCUACAGCAGAGAGAUGAUUAUCUAUAGACUAAUAAAAUGCUUGUUACAUUA
Molecule: messenger RNA, 3773 nt
Organism: Oncorhynchus nerka (sockeye salmon)
Lineage: Eukaryota; Metazoa; Chordata; Actinopteri; Salmoniformes; Salmonidae
Product: TBC1 domain family member 5-like
Exons: 25
Coding region: 271-2826 (851 amino acids)
Biological process (GO): activation of GTPase activity
Molecular function (GO): GTPase activator activity
Source: RefSeq, a predicted model, not a curated record